CUGGACAGUCCGAUAGUGAAAACAAAAUUAUGAGUGUCAAAUCAUUGCCAUUGAUUCUCAAAAACAUUCUUAAUUGUGUCUAGAAGCGGUAAAAAAUAGUGCAAAUCCUUUAUUUAAUGUUAUGAACCGCCAGGUUGUCGGCUGAUCAAGGACGAGAAAUGCGGAUGCAAUUGCGAUGUUCAACGGCAACGGAUAAGGACUUCGCAUUAACAGCCGAGCGGUACAUUGCAUCGUUGGACAUUGGUACCACGACGAUAAGAUGUUUUAUCUACGCGGCGAAGCGCGAUAUCGGCAAACUGGACGUCGUCGGGAGUGCCUUCGAGCAAGUCGAGCUGGUAUAUCCAGCGCCGGGACAAGUGGAGAUCGUUCCCAGUCAACUGUGGGAUAGCGUGAUCAGUACGAUCGCAAAUGCCAUCAAAAGUGCUAAACUCACUGCCAAACAAAUCGCCUGUCUGAGUAUAACAACGCAACGGAACACGUUCACAUGUUGGAACAAACUGACCGGAAAUGUGUACCACAACUUUAUUACCUGGAAAGACCUCCGUGCGGACCAGCUCGUUCAGCAGUGGAAUCGAAGUUUCAAGCUGAGAGCACUGAAGACGGGUGCCAGACUGCUGCACUUCUUCACCCGCAACAAGCGCUUCCUAGCGGGGAGUGUCAUCAAACUGAUGAAUCCACAGGUUACGAUGCGUCUAGCGUGGGUACUGCAGAACAAUGUCGAACUUCAGCGGGACGUUAAGGACGGCAAUGUGCUGUAUGGGACGAUCGAUUCCUGGCUGCUGUAUCGGCUGCGACAGGGCUUGGACCAAUCACGAGUAGUGGAACAUAUAGGAGAUGUUACAAACUGUACCUCGACGGGUUUCUACGACCCCUUUGGACAGGAGUGGGCUGGAUGGGCACUGAAUCUGUUCAAUAUUAAGAAAGAACUUUUGCCGAAGGUAGUUGAUAACUCCUAUGAUUUCGGGUACAUUGACGAAUCGCUGUUUGGCAGUCCAAUCAAAAUCGGAACUUCGAUUUCCGACCAAUCUGCUUCGCUGUGGGGAAACUGCUGUUUCGAUAAAGGUGAAGUCAAGAUAACUAUGGGUACGGGUUCGUUUUUAAACGUGAACACUGGCACAACGUGCUUGGCUUCCGUUCACGGAUUGUAUCCCUUGGUGGGAUAUAAGAUGGCCACUUGUGACAGCACCGAAUUGGUAUACCUCAUGGAAGGAGCUUCCAAUGACAAUGGAUCCAUCAUUGAGUGGGCUAUGAGCAUAGGACUAUUCACGGAUCCACGUGACAGUGCCAGCAUGGCUCUAUCCGUUUCCGAUUCAGACGGAGUUUCGUUUAUUCCAGCAUUCAGCGGGCUUGGGCCACCGAUUCGUGAUGACACCGCAGGCACCGGUUUCAUAGGAAUCAAAGCGUCUACCAGCAAAGAACAUUUGGUUCGAGCGAUUCUGGAAAGUCUAACAUACCGAAUUGCGCUGCUUUACGUGUGUGCCUUGGAGGAAACCCGUUACACUUUCACCCGCAUCAAGGUCGACGGAGGAGUUUCUCGUAACGACUUCAUCUGUCAAACCUUGGCCGACCUGACCGGGCUGCCCGUUGAACGAGGCGAAGUGGCCGAUUCUACUGCACUGGGAGCAAUGUUUCUGGCUGGCCUCAAUGUAGGCAUCUGGCACAGCAAACAGGAACUGAUCGAUAUCAGAAAGAUCGAUCGGGUCUUCGAACCGAACGCAGCCAACAAGAACAAUUGCCUGAAGAGUAUGCGAUCGUGGGAACGAGCCGUCGAACGAUUCAAGCGGUGGUAUAUCGCCGAAGAGCUGAACAGUCUGAACUGAACUUGUGAUAUUGUUACUUUGGCAAUAAAUUGUUUUUAACCUAAACCGAA
Aedes albopictus (Asian tiger mosquito) is the source of this 1870-nucleotide messenger RNA. Its product is annotated as putative glycerol kinase 5. Gene Ontology annotation, biological process: glycerol-3-phosphate biosynthetic process; phosphorylation; triglyceride metabolic process. Lineage: Eukaryota; Metazoa; Arthropoda; Insecta; Diptera; Culicidae. The record is from RefSeq and is a predicted model, not a curated record. The transcript has 8 exons. Gene Ontology annotation, cellular component: mitochondrion. Bases 159 to 1820 code for a protein of 553 amino acids. Gene Ontology annotation, molecular function: kinase activity.